Messenger RNA from Guillardia theta CCMP2712, 669 nucleotides. RefSeq lists its product as hypothetical. The record is from RefSeq and is a predicted model, not a curated record. NCBI's taxonomy places the organism in Eukaryota, Cryptophyceae, Pyrenomonadales, Geminigeraceae. Bases 1 to 669 code for a protein of 222 amino acids. Gene Ontology annotation, molecular function: NAD+ poly-ADP-ribosyltransferase activity. The transcript has a single exon.
AUGGAGAGGUACGAGAGACACUGGAAGCAUCCAAGGGGAUAUGGAGAGGUACGAGAGACACUGGAAGCAUCCAAUGGAGGGCUGGCAGACUGGAAAAAUGCCUUUUUGGACUCUUUCAGAGAAAAGCGCAGCGAAAGCAUCUUAAAAAAAAGUCAGAGUGUUACCCCAGCAGCGCAAGGAAGAGACAACAAGGGCCUCAAGUAUAAAGGAUACGAGGUGGAGCGAGUCUUCCGUGUAGAGCAUGCGGGGCUGUGGUCGGCGUAUGCUCUAGAGCGAAGAUCUAUAGGUCAGCUCAUGUUGCAGCAGGGGAAUCGACACCCUAAGACCAAGGUCAGCACCUGGAGAGACUGGAUGAAGAGCUCGUUGCUACAGGACAAGACGAGCAACGAGGUGUUUCUGUUCCACGGGACCAAGCACGACAUGGCGGAAGCUAUCUUGAAGUCCGGGCUCGACGAGCGGGUCUGCAGCCUAGAAGGCUUGUUCGGAGCUGGGGUCUACCUAGCGGAGAACUCCAGCAAGAGCGACGAGUACUGCACGCCCGACAGCCGCGGGAUCUGCCGCAUGCUGCUCGUGCGAGCCUGUGGCGCUAGGAACGCCGUACGAGGCCCUGCAAACCAUGAGGAGAGCUCGACGACCACCAGCCAUGCCGGGCAGCAGCCGGCUGCAUGA